UUAUUUUUAAAGAAUAAUUUUGAAUUGCUUUGUAUUGUUUGCGGUGAUCAGGCAACAGGUAGGCAUUAUGGCACCAUUGCCUGCAAUGGUUGUAAAGGUUUCUUUCGACGCACAAUUCGCAGAUCAUAUAAAUAUACUUGCAGAUUUAGCAACAGCUGCAAUAUUGAUAAACAUAACCGAGCAGUCUGCCGUGCGUGUAGAUUUAUGAGAUGCAUUAAUGCUGGAAUGAAGGUUGACGUUGUUGUUUGCAGCGAAUUUUCCAUUCAAUCUUCAUCGCUAUCACAAAAAUUGAAUUCUUGGGAUAAUCCAAAAUCACUUCUCGAAAGUUUAUUGGUAUCGGAGAACAAAAUUAAAAAUUUAAGAGAAACCGUUAUUAAACAAACUGGAUCAGUGAAAUAUACACUCAAAAAAGAAUGUCCAAAAAAUAUGGAUGAUGGAAAACGCAAAGCGACUGUAAAUGAUAUAUUUUUAAGUAUUCAUAGCCAACUUUUAUUAGUUAUCGAAUGGGCGAAAACUUUACCACCUUUUGCAGUUUUAUCUUCAGCGGAUCAAGCCGCACUUCUUCGCAAUUUUGCUGGCCAGCAUGUCAUAUUAUGUGUCGCAUAUCGUUCCAAAAAUAACUCUGAUUUUUUGAAAUUAAUCAACGAUUCUUGUAUUCCUCGAUUUCAUGAAAUGGAAAAUACAGAAUUCCCAGAGAACUUCUAUUUACGCGAUUGCGAAAGAGUUUUGGACGAAUUAGUGGAACCAAUGAGAUUUUUAAAAGUAGAUGAUAUAGAAUUUGUUGCAAUGAAAGCUUGCGUAUUAUUCAAUCCAGUUGCGAAAGGUUUAUCGAAAAAUACCGUUAUGCAUGUAUUGUCCACUCGUCGAAAAAUUUUUAACGCUCUUGAAUCGUAUCUCGUUAAUCAAAUUCCUCAGGACCCGAAUCGACUUGGUGAUCUGACUUUUUUUAUACUCUCACCUUUACAGUCACUUGCUAAAAUGAUAUCGGAAGAUAUUCUUGUAUCUAAACUAUCUGGCGUUGCUCAUAUUGGCAAACUUAUGGAAGAAUUAAUUCUUGCUGAUAGCGAUGAACAAAAAUUGCCACAUCGCUUACAAAAUGGUGUUUUGCUUAUAUCAAUCUCAACAAGUACCAAUUUAAUCGCUAUUUCAAAAUAUAAAACCGCAUUUUUUAUUAAAGUGUCAGAUAAUAUUUUAAAAAUCGAUGAGAUAUCCAUUUUUCACUUCACUUAA
This is a messenger RNA of Dracunculus medinensis (Guinea worm), 1230 nucleotides long. The record is from the annotation of a GenBank genome assembly. Lineage: Eukaryota; Metazoa; Nematoda; Chromadorea; Rhabditida; Dracunculidae.